UAAACCAUUUCAAUGUUCAGUGUGUGUGAAAUGUUUUAGUCAAAAAGGCCAUCUCGUGACACAUAUGCGAGUACAUACAGGAGAUAAACCAUAUCAGUGCUCCAAGUGUCUGAAAUGUUUUACAGUAAAAGGCCAUCUUGUGACACAUAUGAGAGUACAUACUGGAGAUAAACCAUAUCAAUGUUCAGUGUGUCUGAAAUGUUUUAGUGUAAAAGGCAGUCUUGUGACACAUAUGCGAGUACAUACAAGAGAUAAACCAUAUCAGUGCUCCAAGUGUCUGAAAUGUUUUAGUGUAAAAGGUGCUCUUGUGAGACAUACACGAGUACAUACAGAAGAUAAAGCAUAUCAGUGCCCUGAGUGUCUGAGAUGUUUUACUGUAAAAUACAAUCUUGUGAGACAUAAUAUGCAAGUACAUACAGGAGAUAAACCGUAUCAGUGUUCAGUAUGUACGAAAAGUUUUAGUGUAAAAUGCAAUCUUGUGAGACAUAUGCGAGUACAUACAGGAGAUAAACCAUAUCAGUGCUCUGAGUGUCUGAAAUGUUUUAGUGUAAAAGGCCAUCUUGCGACACAUAUGCAAGUACAUACCGGAGAUAAACCAUAUCAGUGUUCAGUGUGUCUGAAAUGUUUUAGUGUAAAAUGUGAUCUUGUGAGACAUAUUCGAGUACACACAGGAGAUAAACCAUAUCAGUGCUCUGAGUGUCUGAAAUGUUUUAGUGUAAAAGGCCAUCUUGUGACACAUAUGCGAAUGCAUACAGGUUAUAAACCAUAUCAGUGCUCCGAGUGUCAUAAAUGUUUUAGUGUAAAAGACCAUCUUGGUGGAAAAAUUAUGCGAGUACCAACUGAGAUAACCCUCUCGUGUUCAGUGUGCCUGAAAGUUUUAGUGUUAACCGGAGUUCUUUUGACACACCAAGGCGUACAUACAGGCGAUAAGCCAUUAUCGGUUGUUCAUGUGUGCCAUGGGAAAUGUUAA
Messenger RNA from Cherax quadricarinatus, 970 nucleotides. The record is from RefSeq and is a predicted model, not a curated record. NCBI's taxonomy places the organism in Eukaryota, Metazoa, Arthropoda, Malacostraca, Decapoda, Parastacidae.